ACAGCCGGGGAGAAAGCGAGUGGUUCCGGGGAGACGAAGGAGAAAGAUGGCCACAGCUAACGUUAGCUAGCUGAUUCCUGCAGGGGCUCAAAAAAUGCUGCGCUCUUCAUCUUCUUUGUCUUAUUUUCUCUUCGAGUGACACACAGCCAUAGCUAAAAAGCACUCUGCGGACAUUUACUGAGAAAUAGUCACUAAACUGUUUGAUUAGAAUGAUUUAAUAAGUUGUUUUUGGAAGGCUGUGUGUGUGUGUGUUAGUGCAGGGGGGAGGGGGGUCUCCUCGGGUCAGCUGUCCCGUCAGUUUAACGUCAGUGAGGAUUGUGGGAACCAGUCGUCAUGGCAGCGCCGAUAAACAUCCAGACUCCCAGUAAGACCUGGGAGCUGAGUCUGUAUGAACUUCACAGGAGCCCUCAGGAGGCGAUCAUGGAUGGGACAGAGGUGGCUGUGUCUCCUCGCUCUCUGCACAGUGAGCUGAUGUGUCCCAUCUGUCUGGACAUGCUGAAAAACACCAUGACGACCAAAGAGUGUCUGCACCGCUUCUGCUCCGACUGCAUCGUCACCGCACUGCGAUCGGGGAACAAAGAGUGUCCGACCUGCAGGAAGAAGCUGGUCUCCAGGCGUUCGCUGCGCCGAGACUCAAACUUCGAUGCGCUGAUCUCGAAGAUCUACCCGAGUCGGGACGAGUAUGAGGCCCACCAGCGCCGCGUCCUGGAGCGACUCAACAGACUGCACAACAAAGAGGCGCUGAGCUCCAGCAUCGAGGAGGGACUCCGACAGCAGGCCCGCUACAGGUCCGAGAGGAACCACCGGGUGAAGAAGCCGACUCAGGAGAGUGACAACACCACCUUCAGUGGGGGGGAAGACAACGGCGAUGCCCGCUCACACCUGUCUCAUGACUCGGCGCCCUCACACAUUCCUCACCCCCCCGGUCAGACCCCGUCAGAAGCAGGGCCGAGCCGCAAGCGGCCGCGAGCAUCAGAUGACGGCUCGGGGCCCGAGGCGGACAGUGGCAGCCCCACCCCUCCACCGAGGUGUCACAAAGAGGGGCCAGCCUCAGAGAUAGAGCUGGUGUUCAGACCACACCCAGAGCUGGUGCAAGCCGAGGACUACAACCAGACCAGAUAUGUGAAGACAACAGCCAACGCCACUGUGGACCAUCUGUCUAAAUACCUCGCUCUGCGUAUCGCCCUGGAGGACAGACAGACCAAAGUAGAGACAGGGGACAGAGGAAGAGAGGAGGGAGGAAGAGGAGAGGAAAUAGGAGCAGGAGGAGAAACUGGAGGAACAGCAGGAAGUGGAGAGGGCUCGAGUCUGAGCACCAUCAGUGAGAAACAGUACACCAUCUACAUCAUGACGAGAGGAGGGCAGUUCUCUACGCUGAACGGCUCUCUGACUCUGGAGUUGGUCAACGAGAAAUACUGGAAGGUGAGGAAGCCUCUGGAGCUUUACUACGCCCCCACCAAGGAACAACAACAACAACAACCACAGCAGCCGCAACAGAAGUCUCCCCCUCCACAGAGGGAGGGAGUUCAGUGAGCUGCUCUUCUCUCCAACCACACAUCUACUUCUGAAGUCACUGCAAUUUCACCGCUUUUUAUUAGCGUAUCUUUUUAAACAUGUACUGGCAUUAAGACGGUCUUGAUUUCAUUUGCAAAGGUGAAAUCUGACCUGAGGCCUGAUUUUUUUGAAGGAUUCAUCAAGAAGAAAAACAAACUUCUAAAUAACAGCAAAUACAUUUUUUUUUUGCUUUUGUGUACUUUACCAGAAGCUGCUCUGGUAAAUAACCCAGCUUCAUUUGAAGAUAAUGUUCUGACAGUUUACUGCUAAUUUGUUAGUCAGAGAUAUUUGGGAUAUAAACUCACUGUAGCUGAUGGACCUGAAGAUGACGAGCGGGACUUUUUCCUUUUGUUUUCCGUCAGUUUGAAUAUCUUAUUGCUUACAAAUACUUAACUGCUUACAUUUAAAAAGACAAAGCUCUGCUGGGUAUCUGAAAUGUUUUUUAGUGCUGGUGCCAAAAUGAAAAUUUUAGUUAACUAAUUACAAAAAUUGGAUUGUUUUUCAAAUACUUUGCUGUAAACGAAAUACUGCAACUGGCAAAGGUAAUACCUGUGGCAGCCUGGUUCAGUCAGAGAAACAUAAGAAAUGAUAAGCACAUUAGCUGUUUACAAGUUAAGUCACAAUUAUACUUAUUCUUGACUUUGAGCUGGAAAGUCUAAAUUUUAACUUCUACAUUUAUUGACUUGUUCAAAAUGGUAAAAUGUAUUUUAAUUCAAAUUUUGUAUUUCUUCAGGCAGAUAGUCCAUUAAUAUAUUGAUAACGUUUGAGAAUUACGAUCCGACUAGUUAUUCGGUGCAAAAGUUUGUUCCUGAUCGUUCAAGACUUAAGGUCUUUCUCUCCAGUAAGAUCAGAGAAAUUACAACUGUCAGUAUUUGGUUGUAAAAACAAUAAAAAGGAAAAAUAGUUCAGUCUUAAGUUUCAAAGAACAUGACUGAAGCCCUGGUCUACUCUGUUGCAUCAGUCAGAAAUUAAUUAAGCCAAAGCUUUAAAAAGGAAUUAUUUUCUUAACCUGUCAAGGGCUGGAGCCUAUCCCAGAAUGCACUGGGGUAGGACAGGAUGACACAUUUUAGGAGCAAUAUUAGUUGGUAAAGAGAUGUCGGGUAUAUAAAAAAAAAAACAAUCGUGA
Messenger RNA from Cottoperca gobio, 2680 nucleotides. RefSeq names its product E3 ubiquitin-protein ligase RING2-A-like. Lineage: Eukaryota; Metazoa; Chordata; Actinopteri; Perciformes; Bovichtidae. Gene Ontology annotation, molecular function: ubiquitin protein ligase activity; chromatin binding. The transcript has 7 exons. Bases 334 to 1533 code for a protein of 399 amino acids. The record is from RefSeq and is a predicted model, not a curated record. Gene Ontology annotation, cellular component: PcG protein complex; ubiquitin ligase complex. Gene Ontology annotation, biological process: negative regulation of DNA-templated transcription.